GUAAGACAUGCCGAAUUAGUCUGGUGUUCAUAGAGGACUAUUUCAGGUUUGCUAUUCCCAGCAGAUACUCAUCGUAUGAGGUCACAUUGGGAUAUGGAUUGACAAUCUUACCACUGGUUGUGCUCUCUAAGCUGGUGCAAAUUGUAAUUGUCUGUCACUCUGACUUUACGAUGUUAACUGGGAUGGUCCCGGUGGCUUUGCUCUUACUUGCCACGAUGGUUGGCUUGGGAUAUUGCUGCCCGAGCCGACUAGAGCUCCAUUUCGGUGUGCGUUCGCAAGUCACUGCCGCAUGUGCUUGGACCACUGAAGCUGUGCAGGGGUGUAUUGUCCUGCUCGGCUUCCUCGACAUCGUUCGCGUGUGGCUUAUUGAUUUGCAAGGUUGCGGCCUGACUGUCAAUAUUCCGCACCUUGGUGCUCUUCAUACACUUGGCCGAGUGGCAUUGGUCAUUCUGACCACUGCAAUUGCGACGUUUGCGACGAACUGGAUCGACACCUGGAUCAACCCCUGCUCCAAGACUGAAGCUCCUCAAGUCAGAGUCUUCACCACUUUCAGAUCAUCGAGCAGUCUCCCCAACAUCACCUGAUUUCGGUACAAGGCACUCACUGAGCAGAAGACGGAGCCUUUCGGAAGCAGCUCGGUCGAAAGAGCAUGUAACGGAGAAGAUCACCAUCCUGUCGCUCCGCAGCACUGCUUUAGGUCAGCUUUAUGGUGUUAGGGAUGCAGCUCGUUUACCGGCCCUGAUUGCUACAACGUCAAGAAGGCGGAGAGAUCCGC
This is a messenger RNA of Baudoinia panamericana UAMH 10762, 775 nucleotides long. RefSeq lists its product as uncharacterized. The transcript has a single exon. Lineage: Eukaryota; Fungi; Ascomycota; Dothideomycetes; Mycosphaerellales; Teratosphaeriaceae. Bases 171 to 584 code for a protein of 137 amino acids. The record is from RefSeq and is a predicted model, not a curated record.